AUGCCGCAGCGGUCCCCGUUCGCCAUCCAGGAGCUGCUGGGCCUGUCGGACCCGGAGGGCCCGCCGAGGAGCCCGUCAGGCGCAGGGGCGGUGUCACCCGUCACCCCCGGGGGCCCCGGCAACCCGCUGCGCGGCCCCCCGCACGGACCCGCGCACGGACCCGCGCCGCCGGGAUCCUUCCCGCCGCACAUGGCGCACCACCACCACAUGUCCGUGGCGGGGCACAUGUCCAGGAUGGCGUACCUCAACGCGCAGGCCGCGGUGGCAGCCGCCUUCCUUCCCCAGCACAUCAACAUGGCCCACGGCACCAUGGCCGCCAACCCCAUGGGGCUGCACCACCGAGCUGGUCUCGAAGCGCCUCCCCCAGGUUUCCCUCAACUGAAGUCACCCCCGUUCUCAACAGCGGGAUCAUGUUUACCAGGUUUAAGUCACCUCGACGGCAACAACAAGGAGUACGCCGCCGAGAACCUCAGCGGCUACGGCAAUGGCGGCGCGGGCGGCAAGACGAAGAAGAAGAAGCGGCGGCAUAGUCGGACCAUCUUCACCAGCUUCCAGCUGGAGGAGCUGGAGAAGGCCUUCAAGGAGGCGCACUACCCCGACGUCUACGCGCGAGAGCUGCUCUCGCUCAAGACGGACCUCCCCGAGGAUAGGAUACAGGUGUGGUUCCAGAACCGGCGAGCCAAGUGGCGGAAGACGGAGAAGUGCUGGGGCCGGUCCACCAUCAUGGCGGAGUACGGGCUGUACGGCGCCAUGGUGCGGCACUCACUGCCGCUGCCCGAGACCAUCCUCAAGUCCGCCAAGGAGAACGAGUGCGUGGCGCCCUGGCUACUCGGCAUGCACCGCAAGUCGAUCGAGGCCGCGGAGCACUUGAAGGACGACGGCAGCGACAAGGAGGGCGAGGAGGAGGACCACGACAAGGAGCAGCGCGCCGAGGGCUGCAAGGACGGCCCCGGGCCGCAGGGCCACGGCAUGCAGCCCGCCAUCAACAUGAACAGGGGGGACCCGGACGAGUUCCGGAACAACAGCAUCGCCUGCCUGCGCGCCAAGGCCCUGGAGCACAGCGCCAAGCUGCUGGGCAUGGCCUCCGCCGACGCGCUCCUCAUGACGUCCUCCCUGCUCGGCCGCCACGGCCAGAGCCUCGGCCCGCACCAGCAAGUGCUGCACGGCGCGCCCUGCGACGCCAACGCUAACUCGCUGCCGCACGGCCACCCCCUGGACCACCUCCACUCGGCGGCCGCCCACCUCCUGCACUACCCCCACCCCGACGCCCACCCCCACCCCCACCACGCCUUCUGGCACCAGCCCACCAAGCAGGAGGCCAGUCCCUGA
Molecule: messenger RNA, 1329 nt
Organism: Thrips palmi
Lineage: Eukaryota; Metazoa; Arthropoda; Insecta; Thysanoptera; Thripidae
Product: visual system homeobox 2-like
Exons: 7
Coding region: 1-1329 (442 amino acids)
Biological process (GO): regulation of transcription by RNA polymerase II
Cellular component (GO): nucleus
Molecular function (GO): DNA-binding transcription factor activity, RNA polymerase II-specific; sequence-specific double-stranded DNA binding
Source: RefSeq, a predicted model, not a curated record